GGUACUCUUAUGGAUGUUGGGCGUGUCCGUGUGCGUGACGCGACUCAGACAGCAUUGCAUUCAUGGCAUCCAUCGAAUCUAUGUCUGUCUGCGUCAGUCAGUAUCCGGUAGGUAUCCAAUUAACAUGCACACACACACACACACACCUGCACCUGGACGGCUGGCUGGGAGCGUAGUAUGGAGGGGCUGUACACGCCGCACAUGCAGGCACAAACGUAUGCAGUCAGUGUGUUGUGUAUGAAGGCAUCCAUCCAUCCAGCCAGCCAUCCAUUCAGCACACAAAACAAAACCUACAGAGCCAAUGUGCGAUAAAUAACACAAACGGAGUGAGUGGAUAAGUGAGUGAGUACGCAUGUUAGGGUACGAUCCAAUGCGAUCGUCGCGUCGUCUGUCGGCAGCUAGCUGCCGUGACUGCUUCAGAAGUGCCCCCGUCACGCCUCUUCUCUGCAGCACGCUCUUUGCUCCAGAGAAGGACAUGACAGGAGUCCUGCUAAAGUUGCCACGGCAGCAAACAAUCACACGGCGUGUACACAAAGAUAUAAGCAGGCUCUCUCCACCUCAUCUCAUCUGAUCUCAUCUUAGCAACCGUGAUAUGCAACAACACCCCACCCCACCACCCCACCCCUCUCUCUGCCCUGCCCCCAUCCAUCACUGCCAAUACGAGGAGGAGGUCGGCCUGUCCUCCUCCCUCUCAGUGCCGCCCCUGAACCCCCCGAAGCUCUGGGAACUAAUGGGCGAACCCUCACCCAUUCCCAUGCCCAUGCCCAUCCCCAUGCCCAUCCCAGCCAUCGGCCGCGCAGCGUCGAACUGCCCCCGGUCAUACAGCUCUGUCUUUCGUCUGACGGGUUCGGUGACGUACUGCUCGUCUAGGUCCCCGAUGCGCUCGUAGGGCGCCAGGGCGUCGAUGCGGCCCCACACCGCAUCCUUGUCGUCAAUCCUGCACACAGGCACGGAGCGAGAGGUGGAUUACAUGCAAGUGUGUGAUUGGGUGUCUGUCUGUGUGGGUGCAGCGGAAGGUACCUGAGUACUGCGGUGAGGUGUACGGCGUAGAAUACGAUCAUGAGGAAGAAGAUGAAGAGAAUCACGUUGGCGACGAGGGCCACCCAGUACUCGAAAUAACACCUGACACACACACACACACACACACAGUGGAGCAGCGUGUUACAUGCAUAUGGCCCUUUCCUUUCUGCCAAGUGAGUGCAGUGCAUCGUGUGCUCUCUCCACCUCCCUCCCUCUCCGUCCGUCCCAUAUUCCGUCCCCACUGACUCACCAGAGCAGCAGCAGGUUGGAUGCGAAGAAGCAGAGCAGCCCCGAGAGGAAGAAGGCGAACACGAGCCCCUGCUCAGCCCGCAGGUUCUCCACCGCUAUGUGAACGCUCCUGGCGCCGUGCGGCCCCCUCAGUGCCAGCCCAGGUCCCCACAUGCAGCAGAAGGUCGUGUUGGUCACCACACACAACUCGAAGCCCAUCGCCACGGUGGUCGUGAGGAGGUAGAUGCACUCGAGCAGGAAGGGCGUCUCUUCGGGCACGGGGUUGGUGAUCUGCCCGAAGGCGAAGCCGGCGAGCAGGGACGCCUGUGAGGACAGCGUCCAGUAGUUGUUGGUGUACCCUGUGGGGCGCACACAACAGACAGACAGACAUACCCGACAGACAGACAGACAGACAGGGAUCUCCGUAGAUUCAUUCCCCCCCUUCCGUGAUCUCUUUUGGCGUUCGUUCUUACAGUCCAGCUCGAGUUUGCGGAUCUCCACCUGCUGCUUUGAUACAUCCGUCACCACCUGGUUCUUGUACAGCUGCAGCAUCCUGGCUCACCGACUCACCCACGCGCCGAUGCGACGCAAUGGCAGCGACAGCGGUUCACUCCAAGGGCGAAAGGCUUCACUCGCAGGGCGGCCGGCCUCACGACCCAAUUAGAUCUGGUUCGAUGUGGUGCGAGAUUAUGAUGCCGGACAAUCCGGCUUGUGUGCUGGUGUCCCAUCCUUACACUCCCGUUGCCAACACCACCAGCAUUGCAGAUCUAUGCUGCUUGAAGCAGUUGUGCAUACAGUGCAGUGCGCCCAUCUUAAGCUGCACUUGCGCGUUGGACAAUGUGCUUGAAUCAGAUCCGAUGGUGCUUUGUCCUGUCCAACCACUCCACUAGCUACUAUUGUCAACCCACACGCCUCGUGCAAAACGACGAGGGACCUCUCUGCUCUGUGUGAGGGUGACACCGCACUCCCAGACACCAGACAGUAGUUAGUAUACACCACACAUACUGACAGACAGACAUCAGACAUCCAUUUGGUUCACGUGCCUUGUGAGCGCUGAGUCCUCGCCGUCGGCUACACCAUCCCGCCGUCGAGACGAAGCCGACUCGACAACCGAUUGCAGCGCCGGCCGGCCAGGGACCACCGCUCACGCUGUCACGGAACGAAGGUGUGAAUGAAAUGAACGGACCAUACACAUCAAUCACGACAAGCGACCGACCUGGCGUAUCUGGCUGGCUUAUCCCUCGGUCGUGCGAGUCUGCUCAUGCUCCUACAUCUCUCGUUCGCCUCAUGAAGAACACCGCAGCAGCACCUCCACUGUCGGAGUGCUGCUCUGGUGUGCCCCGCGAAUACGAAAGAAGAGAUGCAACAGCGACGAGAAACCCGCAUUCACGUCAGAGAGUGCACCGCGACACACUUGCUUCAAACGCAACCACGAUAAGGCAUCCCAUCCAUCAAGCUAAGCUACCCAUCCACCGACCCACCCACCGCACGCGGCCACGCAGAGAAAACAUCAGACAGACAGACAGGGGAUGUUGGUUGUGUUGCGGCACGGCAGACAGGAUGGCGGCCGUGAGACCCACCAUCCCAUCUAUCCAUCCACACAGCAAAAGACUUCCCCGCUCACAGACAGCCAUCCGCCCAGCAAGCCACGCACACACGAUGAGAAUGCAACCAACAGGCAGGCAGGCAGGCAGGCAGACAGAGUGGACGCAAGCAUGCACUGGGAAGGGAUGCAGACACACACACAUGCAACGACUGCA
Molecule: messenger RNA, 3008 nt
Organism: Vitrella brassicaformis
Lineage: Eukaryota; Vitrellaceae
Source: the annotation of a GenBank genome assembly